Funneliformis geosporum is the source of this 137-nucleotide messenger RNA. NCBI's taxonomy places the organism in Eukaryota, Fungi, Glomeromycota, Glomeromycetes, Glomerales, Glomeraceae. The record is from the annotation of a GenBank genome assembly.
CUAACUUUGAUAAAGAGGAUUAUUUAUCAAAAAUAGAAUUUUAUCACAUUAGGAAGUAUUAUACAGCAUUACUGAUGAUCAUCUUUAUCAUUAUUAUAUUUAGUAUUCCAUCAGCAUCUAAGACAAAUUACACUUGA